This is a messenger RNA of Symbiodinium natans, 714 nucleotides long. Lineage: Eukaryota; Dinophyceae; Suessiales; Symbiodiniaceae. The record is from the annotation of a GenBank genome assembly.
AUGGCUGAAAGAAAGGGCCAGCAGAUGUCUCCCGAAGAGGUGCGCCGAAAGUGGGAUGAGCUCCUCGCGGUCAUCAACAACGUGGCCACAACGGCAGGUGACGUGCCGGAUGUCUCGGCGCCCGCCAGCCCGAGCGGCUCAGGAGGCCACCGGCAACGCGGUCAGCUGAAGGCGGCUCGAGAUUUGAUGGAGUCGAGCCAGCCAUCUCCAAAGCGCGAGAAGAUGUCUGCCCUGGACGACCAGCAUUCCCCGGAGUUCUCAGGGGAGAAGCUGCAGAGAGGCGCGGCGUCCACUGGGAACCUGUCCCCAAAGAGGGGACAGGGCCGACCACAAUGGGACGACAGGCAUCACCUGCUCUACUCCACGGUCAAUGACAAGAUGCAGAAGAAUGUUAGGUCUUAUUUCGACCGGCCGCGGGACAUCGAUGCCCACGGCCAGCGCUACGACCAUCCGCUGAGGACCACCUGGCAGCUCAACACUCCCAUGGACGCACCGCCCCCUGGAGCUGCCAUGGAGCUGUCCCCCAUGUCCACGGCGAACUUCGACAAGUUGCUGAAGCUCUCAAGGAGCUAUUCAGCCCCGAAGCUGACCCACUCGGAGCAGAAAGAGAAGAGGUGGAACGCGCGCCACCAUGUUUGUUUCGCCAAGGACAACCACUACUUCCAAGCGAACCUGAGGGAGUACUUUGAGCGGCCCAGGCAUCUACAUGUCUAA